GCAAAUUCCCCUUCCACGAACUUGCAAAACCUCUCCCCUCCGUUCAACACUGAAAACCUCAUUUUCGUGAAUUUUCGAAAACCCCAUCAUUACACGCAGUAACAAUGGCUGCCUCCGCCCUCUCCUUAACCCUAACUCCAAAAACUUUCUCCAUCCGCCGCUUCUACCCUUCGUCCGCCGCUCUCUUAACUCAAUUGUCUCUCAAACCCUUACCGAAACUGGCGCUGGCGCUUUCUCCUACAAGGGGUCACUCAAACCUCAAUUUCACGUUCGUGCCAAAGGUUUCGUUGUCACCCCAAUUAAUGGAAGAGGAUGUCGAAGAGGGGGUAGAAGACGAAACCCUCGAUUUUUCGGGCCUCGGGCCCGACGAACCCAGCUUUCCGCCCGAGCAGAGACUCUACGUGGGGAACGUGCCUUACAGCGUAGACAGUGCUAUGCUUGCUGGGUUGUUUCAGCAAGCCGGGUCCGUUGAGAUGGUUGAGGUUAUCUUUGACAAGAACUCGGGGAGAAGUAGGGGCUUUGGUUUUGUGACUAUGUCCUCGAUCGAGGAAGCUGAAGCUGCCGCUCAACAGUUUAAUGGAUAUGAAUUCGAGGGUCGUGCUCUGAGGGUUAAUUCCGGGCCACCGCCUCCUAAGAGAGAAAAAUCUCCACCCAGAGCAUUUGGGGGUCGUGGGCCAGCUCGUUCAAAUGACCUCAACAGACUUUACGUGACUAACCUUUCAUGGAAUGUUGAUAAUGUUACUCUCGAGAAUUUCUUUAGCAAACAGGGGCAGGUCAAGGAUGCUCGGGUGAUUUGUGAUAGAGAAAGUGGCAGGUCAAAGGGAUUCGGGUUUGUUACUUAUCAUUCGCCUGAGGAGGUCAACCGAGCUGUUGCGGAAUUGAAUGGUGCAGACCUUAAUGGGAGAUCAUUACGGGUUAGUAUUGCUGAGGCUCGUCCAGUGCGUAUGNAUAUUCCUUGUUUAUGUUUUCAUUGUGGAAUUCAGAUGUGGAGGGUUUAUGGAAAAUGCGAUCUUUUGCGAAUGCACUAAACCUGUGCAUGAUAUGAAGCAUUGCCCGUUGAGAAGCUAUGAAAUUUUCAACUUGUGUUCAUACAGGACUUGCAAGUGUAUAAUAUUCGCAAACCUGUGUUUUUUGUCAUGUGCCUGAAAAUCAUAACCCUGUAAUCUCCCCUGGCUUUGGAUCGAUUUCUACAAAAUCUUGAACUUUUAUUUUAAAUGUUUCUAUGAGCAUGUUAACACCAAUGGUUUCGAAUUUCUUCGUAACCGAAAGCUAUGGCUUGUCCCAGAACUGAAUUUCUCAUUGGACUCGGUUUAACGACAAAUGCUUCCUAUAAAUUUGGC
Striga asiatica is the source of this 1340-nucleotide messenger RNA. Lineage: Eukaryota; Viridiplantae; Streptophyta; Magnoliopsida; Lamiales; Orobanchaceae. The record is from the annotation of a GenBank genome assembly.